Prorocentrum cordatum is the source of this 1137-nucleotide messenger RNA. The record is from the annotation of a GenBank genome assembly. NCBI's taxonomy places the organism in Eukaryota, Dinophyceae, Prorocentrales, Prorocentraceae.
AUGCUUCCCACAAGAAGUUCGAGUCCCUGUUCAUGGACUCGCUGGAGUCGCCAGCUGGGGGCGAUAUCGACCUGGCCACUUUGGAUUACCUUGUGGUGUCUCACACCGAGCCGGACCACUGGCCUGAUCGAGAACAUCCUGAAGAAGGCGGCGGAGAAGGGCAACAACAAGAUCACGGUCGUGGGCUCAAAAGUUUGCAUCACCUUCCUCCAGAAUCUCAUCCACAUGGACUUCAAGAGCAAGCUGGUAAAGGACGGCGACACCAUUGACCUGGGCGGCGGCCACGAGCUCGAGUUCCUGCUGACCCCCAACCUGCACUGGCCGGACACCAUCUGCACCUACGACCGCAAGACCGAGCUGCUCUACACCUGCGACAUCUUUGGAAUGCACUACUGCAGCAAAGAGAUUACGGACGUGGAGGGCGUGGAGGAGCUGAAGCCGCACUUCCAGCUGUACUACAACUGCCUCAUGAAACCGAACGCGAAGAGCGCGACCACGGCGAUGAAGAAGCUCCGGAAGCUCGCUGGCCCCGUCAGCGCCGUCUGCACCGGCCACGGGCCGAUCCUCACCCACCACAAGGACGAGUGGCUGAACAUGUAUACCUGGUCGGAGGACGCCCUGAAGGUGCUCGGCCCCGCCGUGUGCAUCUUCUGGGUCAGCCGCCACGGGGAGUCCGAGCGGCUCUCGCAGGCACUCGCCUUCGGCCUCACCUCCAACGACGUGCUGGUGGAGAUGCACGACCUCAACGCCAUCGACGCCUUCGAGGUCGUGGAGGCGUGCGGUCGCAACCAGGUCAUCGUGGUCUUCGCGCCCCCGAUGGCCGGCACCGCGGAGGACAACCUCAGCAGCGUCGUGGCGAGCUGCAACGGGAAGAGCCACAGGUUCCUCGUCAGCGCGAGCUUCGGCGAGAACGAGGACCCCGUCGACUCCAUCGUCUCGCGCUUCGUCCAGGUGGGCAUCCCAGAGGCGAUGCCCGCCCUCCGCCUGCUCGACGGCUCGCCGGAGAAGCACCUCGUCGUCCAGCCGCCUGCGGCAAGCUCCGCCCCCGUGUCAGGGCAAGCAUCACCGAAGGGAGGAGGUUGCGCUGAAUGCCCGCUCCAGCCCAGCACUCUGUCCGAAACGGCGCUGGUCGUGUGA